GGGAAAUGCAACAGCUGCCAUGCCGGACCAUCAUCACGGGAUCGAUCUUGUCACUACCCUUCGCAGUGAAAUGGCAGCGCUGUCCUAUAAACGCGACCGCCUUGCAAAUGAUCUCGGUGAUGCCCGCACUGCUUUAGCCGCACGCGAAUCGGAAUGCGAGAAUUUACGAGCGCAGGCCGCACGCCAAUCAGCGCUCAUAAGUAGUUUACAAAAUCGACUGCAAACCGCUGAAAAUCGCGAGCAAUCCAUACAAACACGCUGCGACUCGACUAUCCACACAAUACAACGCGAGAAGCACUCUUCCGAUGAACGUAAUAAAGAGUUGCAGUGCAAAAUACAACACCUUGAGAAUCACCUGGCAGCUGAGGAGCAGCAGAAGGAACAAGCGCGUACGCAACUCAACGAUGUGUUGCGUCGCCUUGCCACAUGUCUGGGCGUUGAUCUCUGUGAAAAUGUACAUCUGACGCCCGAGUGUGUGCUGAAUCGCGCAGAAGAGGUGAUGACAGAGCUGCAACGUACCAAAGCCAAGGCGAGCUCCACUUGCGAUACGCUGAGCAGUUGUGAGAACGAAUUGAUGAACUUGAAAUCCCUAGCCAACAUAGAAAAACAGCGUUUGAGUGCACAACUGGAGGGCAUGACCAAUCACAAUCACGAAUUGGAAGGACGUUGUCGACAAUACGAGCGCGACCUACAGCUGCAACGCGAUCGACUGACGGAGUCGGAGAUAAGUGGUGAAAAGUUGAAGGAGGAGCUGCGUGGCUUCGAAUCGCGUUGUCAUCGCUUGCAAAACAAUUUGGAUCGCACGCAAAGUGAGCGCCUACAAUUUCUCCGCUGUCUAGCGAAUCAAUUGAAUGUACCCGAGCCAUGCGAAACGCUCAUCAAAGAGAAAGUGCGGGACAUGCUAGGUGAAAGUCAAGCAAUGCAUGUGCAAUUGCAUUCCUUGCGCGAUCAACUCAACUCGGAACAAUCCAAAUUGAAGGAAACUCAAGAGACUGCACAAUGCCGCUUGCGUACUGAGGAAACGCAGAAAUGUGAAUUGGAGGAACGCCUGGAGAAGUGUCAAGCGGAGAUACAUACACUGCGCAAUGAUCACUUGGGUCUUUCAGAGUUUCUGCAGCGGCUGGCGCGUGUUCUAAAUUGGGCCGAAUGCAGCUCACCACCGGCUCUCGGUACGGAUACCAACAUUUUGGCCGAGUCACUGCUAGAAAGAGCAGAACGCAUUGCUGCUCACUACGAUCAUCAUGGGCAUGAGCACGAUGUGGGACCGCGACAUCAUCAUCACUCGCGACACGAGCAUUCACCGGAGAAAGGCUGCUGUGACCAUCACGCGCAUGUUCAUGGCAAAUUGAGACGGGAGCGUUCGUGUCACGACAUACCGCUAAAGGAGAGCAGCAGCAUUUACACCUUGCAGCGGCGCGUUCGCAUACUGCGAGAACAAGUACAGCGCAGAGAUUUGCAUUUGGAACUGCUGCGACGUAAGCUGGCAAUCAUUGAAGAGGGCGCUCGGGGCAAAUGUGUACUACAGGGUGAACGCGAUGAAGCGUUAUGCCGUUCAAAGAAAGCUAACAAACAAAUUGACAAGCUCACCGCUCAGUUGGUAGACGCACGCACGCAAAUAGCCGAGGUCAAGGCACAGCUCGCAGAGGCUGUCGAAUUUAAGAUCACCGCUUUGGAACGCGCACGCAAAAUCGAUGAGCUGACAAGUCAAAUUUGCGAUCUCGAAGAGGAAAAGACACGUCUGCUAGCGCAAUUCAAUGCUGUUAAGGACCGCCUAAAAUCCACCAGCGAAUCCUCACAAAAUAGACGUUGCCGCGAUGAAGCUCUUAUAACUUCACUGCGCGAGGAUAUUGCUCGCCUACAAAAUCAACUCUCCGAUGCCAAUCAUCGCCUCUCCCACUUACAAUCAUUUCGUACUUCGGUCGCACGCACGCUCCAUCUUCGCGAUUUACCCGAAUCAGAUUUAUUGCAUCGUUUACAGGCGCUGUGUUCAGCUCAUCAAGAAUUUACGCUACUCUCCAAACGUUACGAAACCACUUCGCCGGUGGGUGAUCACCCCUGUCCACGUUUCGACGAUCCCAUACCACCAACUCCACAUUGUCGCCCACCCAAUGAUGUUGAACUUACCGACGCUACACUUUAUGAGGAACACACUAGGUCAUCGCAUGCACAUCACCACACCACAGCUGAGCACCGUCAGCAUCGGCAUCGGAGCAAGAGUCGCGGUGCUGUCGGUGGAGGUGCUGUUGUAGGCCGCUGUGCCGAUCGCUCGAAUGAACGCAUUCCCGGCUGCGCUGAUCUACGCAGCAUUGGCGCUGGUCCAGGUGUAAGCACUAAACGUAUGCACGAUAAGUGUUUCGACUCUGAUGUGCAUCGGCAUCAUUGUAACAGUGGAGAGUUUCUUGGCAGCGGCUACGAUGAUUUUGAUUUUAAAUGAAUUUAGGGCUGAAAAGCAAAUACUUUUAUACUCGUUACCGUCUCAGGCAGAAUUCAAUAAAGAGCAUUUAUCGAAGUCAUGUGUAUGUAUGUGAAUGUGCGGCAAACUUUUCCUU
This is a messenger RNA of Ceratitis capitata (Mediterranean fruit fly), 2549 nucleotides long. Its product is annotated as coiled-coil domain-containing protein 170. Bases 20 to 2434 code for a protein of 804 amino acids. The record is from RefSeq and is a predicted model, not a curated record. The transcript is spliced from 7 exons. Lineage: Eukaryota; Metazoa; Arthropoda; Insecta; Diptera; Tephritidae.